AUGAGGACGGAAGUGAUAGAAGGCAACAACACCAAACCUAGUGCUCCUCUCCUGGCCCAACGGUAUCCAAGAAUGGUCACUAAAGAUGGACAUAGCACACUUCAGAUGGAUGGUGCCCAAGGGAAAGGUCUUGCAUACCUAAAAGAUGCCUGGGGAAUUCUAAUGGAUAUGCGCUGGAGAUGGAUGAUGCUGGUGUUUUCUGCAUCUUUUGUCCUUCACUGGCUUGUUUUUGCAGUUCUCUGGUACCUACUGGCUGAAAUGAAUGGGGAUCUAGAGAUUGAUCAUGAUUCUCCACCUGAAAACCACACAAUAUGUGUAAAGUACAUCACUAGUUUUACAGCUGCUUUUUCCUUUUCACUGGAGACACAGCUUACUAUCGGUUAUGGCACAAUGUUCCCAAGUGGUGACUGUCCAAGCGCAAUUGCUCUACUUGCUAUACAAAUGGUACUGGGUCUGAUGCUGGAGGCAUUCAUCACAGGUGCAUUUGUAGCAAAAAUUGCUCGUCCAAAGAACCGAGCUCUCUCCAUCCGGUUCACCUAUUCUGCAGUAGUGACACACAGAGAAGGAAAACCAUACCUAAUGUUCCAAGUGGCCAAUACUCGCCCAAGCCCACUCACCAGUGUUCGGAUUUCUGCAGUUCUUUAUGAAGAACGAGAAAAUGGGCAGCUUCAUCAAACUAGUGUAGAUUUCCAUCUUGACAGCAUCACUUCUGAAGAGUGUCCAUUUUUUAUUUUCCCCCUGACAUAUUACCAUUCCAUAACUCCAUCAAGCCCUCUAGCUAUUCUCUUACAAAGGGAGGCUCAUCAUCAUUUUGAGCUAGUAGUCUUCCUAUCAGCCACACAAGAGGGCACAGGAGAAACAUGCCAAAGGAGGACAUCGUAUCUUCCAUCUGAGAUCAUAUUACACCACCAUUUUGCCUCCAUGUUGGUCCGAGGAGCCAAAGGGGAAUAUCAGAUCAAGAUGGAGAAUUUUGACAAGACAAUCCCAGAACUUCCAGGAGCAGACUCCAAAAGCUCAAAGAGGACUGACAUGGAGAUCCGCAUCAAUGGACAGCACAUUGACAGCUUCCAGAUUUGCGAGACCCGUCUGACCGAAUAG
Molecule: messenger RNA, 1098 nt
Organism: Sceloporus undulatus (fence lizard)
Lineage: Eukaryota; Metazoa; Chordata; Lepidosauria; Squamata; Phrynosomatidae
Gene: KCNJ13
Product: potassium inwardly rectifying channel subfamily J member 13
Exons: 2
Coding region: 1-1098 (365 amino acids)
Biological process (GO): regulation of monoatomic ion transmembrane transport; potassium ion import across plasma membrane
Cellular component (GO): plasma membrane
Molecular function (GO): inward rectifier potassium channel activity
Source: RefSeq, a predicted model, not a curated record